Messenger RNA from Petromyzon marinus (sea lamprey), 1068 nucleotides. Lineage: Eukaryota; Metazoa; Chordata; Hyperoartia; Petromyzontiformes; Petromyzontidae. The record is from RefSeq and is a predicted model, not a curated record.
CUUUGUCUUUGUGUGUUGUGUGCAAUCAGCCAUCCCUCCAAUCUCAUGCUGGAUCGUCUCUCGGGAAAAAUCCUCCACAUCGACUUUGGAGACUGCUUUGAGGUGGCCAUGACAAGGGAGAAAUUCCCGGAGAAAAUUCCAUUCCGUCUCACCAGGAUGCUCACUAACGCCAUGGAGGUGACUGGUCUGGACGGUAACUACCGCACCACGUGUCACAACGUCAUGGAAGUACUCAGGCAGCACCGUGACUCCGUCAUGGCCGUCCUCGAGGCUUUUGUGUACGACCCCCUCCUGAACUGGCGCCUGAUGGACACCACAGCCAAGCCCACCAAGCGGUCUCACGGCAGGGACGGCUCCUUCUCCUCCAGCCAGGGUGGCUCUGACGUCAUGGACAAUAUGGAGGUUGCUAGCAGUCAGUCCAAGCUGGGAUCGACUGGACCAGACUCCUUGCCAUCCUUCCUUGGUCAAGGAUUUGUGCAGCACGAAGCUCUGAACAAGAAAGCCAUCACCAUCAUCAACCGGGUCCGGGACAAGCUUACAGGCCGUGACUUCUCACACGACGAGACGUUGGACGUCCCCACUCAGGUGCAGCUGCUCAUCAAACAGGCCACCUCACACGAGAACCUGUGUCAAUGUUACAUCGGAUGGUGCCCGUUCUGGUAACGAUGACGACGGGGAGAGGGAGUUCCUCGUGAAUGUUGUGCCCACUCACACACAGGCAAAGGUCCCCCGUGUAGCCCACGCACACUGUAGGGGCAAGUGCUGUUAGCGAGUAGCAGCCACCGCUGCACUACACAGAGAGGGUGGGUGGUCAGCACCACCACGCCCGGCCGCCUUUGUGUCUCUCUCCCACUGCUGCCGAUGUUUAGCUCCUCACCACGGCACCAGGUAACUCAUUUGAGGCCGAGUCGACCUAGGGGACGGACGCCCAGGAGCUGUUCAGGUGAUCGUCACCGGCGGUGGCCGUGAGUGGGAAUGGAACUCGGGGAUGCCGGGUUCGCCGCGCUAACCGCUGCACCACCGCUCCUCAAUCACCCACUCACAAACACACACACUCACUUACACACU